AUGACGCAUAUUAAACAUGGAAUUGAUUUGAUGAAUGCGUCGCAACAUGUUUCGAGGAUAGGUGCUAUCUUCCGGUACAUGAGUCUUACGCCUAUUUUUACCAUUCAAUCCAUAUGGACCCUCCCUGUUCUCACAAAUUGUCGGCCUUACCGGACACCACAGAAAUUGAACUCGUUUAUCGAGGUUCAGAGUUCAAUAAACUCUAUUCAAUAUGAUGCCGCUCAGCUGGCUCGCAUGAAAGAGCAAUGCCGCGCCUCUCAGCUUGAAUCUCCUGAUUAUUCGAGGAAUAUUGUUGUCCAAGAGCAACAGCGGCUAAAUACGGAAGUCGAGUCCUUGCGAAUCAAAUUUGCGGAUUUCAGGGCAAGACUCCCCAUUGACCCCAAAUUUGAAAACAUAUCUUGCAUUCUGCAACUCAGAUGGAUCAUGUUGAAGAUCUGGGUCAUUUGCCUCGGAGAGGCCGAUGAAGUCUACGAUACCUGCAUGGAAGAUUUUGAGAAAAUCAUCGAUUACGCGCGGAAAUCGCAGCUUCUUUCCUCGGCCCCAGGUUUUAUGCUAGAAGUCGGACUUCUUCCAUAUCUUUACUUCGUCAUUGCAAAAUGCCGGAGCCUACAGCUUCGACUGAGAGCAUUGUCUUUGAUCCAAAAAGGAUAUACCCACAAUGUUGAUAUAUUCUGGGAUCCAAGUAUUAUUUACGCGAUGAGCAAGAAGAUCCUGAGAGCAGAGCAUGGUCUUGAAAUUAAAGACGAACAUACUACUGUACUCGAGGCACUCCGAGACUCUCCCUUCUUUGCAGGAGAUGCUCGGCUUUAUGGCGACUUUGAGGCCUGGGAGGCUGAUACGAGAAUUAAUCUGCCAUCACCAAAGGGGAAGGGAGCUAGAACAGGCCAUAUUCCCGCGUCAGAAGUUUUGGGUGUUCCUGAGUGGAAAAGGACACAACUUGAAGUCGUUUCCUAG
This is a messenger RNA of Penicillium longicatenatum, 954 nucleotides long. RefSeq lists its product as uncharacterized. The coding region runs from base 1 to 954 and encodes 317 amino acids. The transcript has a single exon. Lineage: Eukaryota; Fungi; Ascomycota; Eurotiomycetes; Eurotiales; Aspergillaceae. The record is from RefSeq and is a predicted model, not a curated record.